CGCCGGGGAUGCGGAUUACGUAACCGCGCUCCAGUCUACGUCGCUGCCCGUGUCGCGAUAGCCGGUGUCACGUGGUCGGGCGAGGGUGAUUGUGGGAAAACAAACAGUGCAGUGAGCUACGUCUCCAGUGUUUGUGGAAGCGGCCGGAGGUGGUGACGGCUUUAGUUGGCGAAGAAGCGGCUUGUACGACGGGGAGGAGCAGCUGUAGUCCGGCCAGCCAGGAAAACUCCAGUGUGAUAAUGUGCGCGGGAGUCCGAAGGAGACGUACAGGGCAGUGCCGUUUUCACACGGACGGCAGUUCGACGGGCGACUCGUAAAAGUUGGACUCUGUCCGGGCUGCCAGCGGGGCUGCGGUGAGCGGGUUAGCCGGCCCACUGACUGAGCGAUCGGGGCCACCCAGAGGGUCAGUAUCGUGUAGCCGGCCCAACGACCAAGUGAUCGAGGGCGCCCGGGGGUGAGUGCCGCGUAGCCGCUUCCCCGGGGGAGGAUGGCGUUUGUCACCCCGCAGCAGCAGCAGCGAGCGGUAAACGGCGCGUCCACGGAGCGGCCCGGUUCGGGACUGGUGUACGCCAGAUAAAGACGGCACUUUUGGGGGGAGGGAGCUGCUGGCUGCCUUUACCGAACCGCGUCCGCUCGUCUGGGUCAUUAAGAGAAGCUUGGCGGCCGAAAGGCGCGUAUGGAGCCGCUCUGCAGCGGGGAUGUAGCAGGCACUGCUCGGAAAGUUUGUAUCCUGCUUAAGCAGCAUCAGUGACGGACGAUUUAGCGCAGAGCCGGCACCUCUGUGCCCGGCGUGCGGCCGAAGGUGAAACAUGUGGAACCCUGGAUCUGCGGGCCUGCAGCUCCUAGGCAAGGUCCUGAAACAUGUGGCGGGCAAAGGGCAGCUGCACCUGAGGAGCUGGCUGCAGAGGUCCGCCCAGGACUCCGCCGACUGCGACAAGAUGGACAUCCUGAUAUGCAGCGCGUUUGAGGAGAGGGUCGCCGGCGGCAAGCUGGACGCCGAACUAGACGGCGAAGUUGGCGUGGACGGCGGCGUCUCCUUCCUCGGGGACGCCCGGCACCCCUACUGCGUUUCCACCUGUUGCUUUAAGAGCGCUGUCUUGGUCUGUAUCCUGACAGCCGUGUGCUUCUCCUCUGUGGCUCUGGUGCGCCAGUACCUGAAGGACCUGCUCAUGUGGGUGGAGAGCUUGGACAGCCUGGUGGGUGCGCUGCUCUUCAUAGUGGGCCUGAUCUUGGUGUCAUUCCCCUGCGGCUGGGGCUACAUCGUCCUCAACGUGGCUGCCGGAUACCUGUACGGCUUUGUGCUUGGCAUGGGGCUUGUCAUGGUCGGGGUGCUCAUCGGGACCUUCAUCGCUCACGUAGUCUGCAAGCGCUUAUUAACAGACUGGGUUCUGACCCGGAUAGGGAACAGCGAGCAGCUGAGUGCCGUCAUACGGGUGGUGGAAGGGGGCAGUGGACUUAAAAUUGUGGCCUUAGCGCGACUCACCCCGAUACCGUUUGGACUUCAAAAUGCGGUAUUUUCGAUCACAGAUGUGUCGCUGCCGAAUUACCUGGUGGCUUCCUCUGUUGGUCUGCUGCCUACACAGCUCUUGAACUCGUACCUGGGGACCACGCUCCGCACGAUGGAGGACGUCAUCGCGGAGCAGAGUGUCAGCGGCUACUUCGUGUUCAGCUUGCAGAUCGUCAUCAGCAUCGGCCUCAUGUUCUAUGUCGUCCACCGAGCCCAAGUGGAGCUGAACGCCGCCAUCGCUGCCUGCCAGAUGGAGCUGAAGACGUCGUACGUGAACGGCGGCGUGCUGAACUACGGCGGGGCCACCUACUGCAGCAAGCGGACCGGGGUCGCCGGGGGCGGGGUCGCCGGGGGCGGGGUCAACGUGGUGUGAGCCCACGCGGAGCGCAGAUACAACUACAUGUAACAUAUAAAGAAAACCAUUUUAAAAUUUGCCGGUAUGCGCCGAACGCUAACGGCGAACAAUGCAGCUGAUGGAGGCUUGCGGACGCAUGACCAGCUGGUGCUGUCGUUCUGCCAUGCGCCCCUGCUUUUCUGGGGGGCCUGCGAGGGCUUUUCCGGAUACCGGCCCGUUGCCCUGGGCACUAUGGCACAACGCGGAGGGUUAAUCUGAGCCGCUAGACGUAAGGACAUCGGGAGGCUGUGAAACGGCUCGUACCCGAUCCAGCAUCUAACAUGGCUUUACAGUGCAUUUUAUAUAGUGUUUCCCAGCUGUGCAUUUGGUUAUUUUUUCCAUGAUAAUAUUCUAUUUCAGUUGCUGUUUUUCUCUAAUUUAAAGCCAGAAGAGCGCUAUGGCUGUCCGUGCCCCCUGGUCUCCCCGUCUGCACCCUCGUGCAGCGGGUCGCUCUCUGCGUGGUCCCCGGCGUCGCAUCACGACGCCAACAGAUGGCCGAUCUUUGAGCACGGAGCUCAAACGGGGCAAAUCGUCAGAUUGCGCGGCCCUGCGAGGUGCGAGAGGUUACAGACGUCACGAGCAAAGGCCAUUCGGUACAAAAGCAGAAAGCUGUAGAAUGUUAUAUAGUGUAGGCGGUUCUAUUUAAACAUGUUGCCCAAUGAGUGCACAAGCUGUUUUAUCCGCUUCUGAAUUGUUAUAGUAUUUGAGACUCACGUUAAAUAGUUUUGAUGAUAUAAGCUGCUUUAUGACUGUUGUCUGAAGGCCCCCCCCCCCCACUGGGGUAACUGGAGCAGUUUUCAGGUUUGAAAACACAGGUGCCGUGUGAGUGCGAGAUGUGCUGUGGACAUCAGUCAGCCGAGAUGGUAAACAAGCAUGCCCUCGUUAACUGGGGGUCUGUACGGUACAUGGUGACAGGGCAGUAGUUUGCAUCCAUAGAUCCUGCUUGUAUCGUGUAGCACAGUGUUCCCCGACCCGGUUAUCGGGAAACCCCAGGAAGUCAGUCUGGGCCCCCCCACCCCGAGGACCGGAUCGGGAAACACUGCUGUAGCUGCUCAGACGGCCUGGCAGACAUGGGAUCUCCCCAGUGCCGCUGGAACAAUAACAUUUAUUAAUCUAUUAAGCUCCUUUUAGUAAAAGUUUCUAUGACCAGUGCUGGCAUUGUUUUUGCGUCCUAUUGAAAUUUCCGAACAGCCUGUUCUAUGUUUUUAUUUAACCUCUGUUCAUAUAUAUAAUAGCUGUCAACACUUGACUUUCUUACUAACAGUUGAUUGUUGUGCAAUGUAUGCCAAGUAAUUUUUUUUAAAUUAAAUGUUUAAGUUUGACUUACAUCCCAGCUGCUAAUUUGUUUAAAGCUAUCAUUAUCUAUAUUUUAGAGCUGAUCAGAUAGCAGUUUUGCAGCUUAAGGCCCUGUGUGUGAAACUUAGCAAUAAUUUUUGAGAAGCAAAUGAAUCUUAUCCACUUAAGCUGGAUAUCGAAGCAUCUGACAUUCCCCAGCUUGUGCUAUAACGCUAACCUGCCUUGUGCAUCCUGCUGCAUAUAACAUAAUGGACCGGUACUGGGCUGCAAACGGGUCCCAUUAUGGGUUUUGGGCAGGGGGCUUGUACAGCACCCCCGGCCCGAUCCGGUCCGAUGCAAAAAAAAAUUUAAAAAUCGGUGUCUGAAUGCAGGCUUCAGUCUGACACGCUUUAAAAUGUACAAGGCUCGAAAAGCCAUGUCAGUCUCGUGGAAAUGCUUGCACUCUGUUUAAAGAGGUAUGAACUUCCGAUGGUGGGGAUUUACGGAAAUGAGGGAUGUCUUCGGCAGACUCUGAUAUGUCCGUAGCAGUGCUGAGAAUCACAAGCUGGGCAAGAGCCCACGUGGCACCAGGCACAGGUCAGGCACUAUCGGGACAUAUGAGACGUGGCCCAACAAAGUGCAUUACAUAUAUGCUGUAUUUUGACAUACAGAGACGUUUACAGUGUGUAAAUGAAUAUCGCUGUAAGGCUUGUUCAGUGUUAUCAAAUAAAAUGUCAAAGUGUAAAUUACUUAUGCUCUGGGAUGCAAAAUCAAUAGAAUAAAAAAUUUAGAACUUGAA
Messenger RNA from Paramormyrops kingsleyae, 3975 nucleotides. It is a transcript of the gene tmem64, whose product is annotated as transmembrane protein 64. Lineage: Eukaryota; Metazoa; Chordata; Actinopteri; Osteoglossiformes; Mormyridae. The record is from RefSeq and is a predicted model, not a curated record. Gene Ontology annotation, cellular component: endoplasmic reticulum. Gene Ontology annotation, biological process: positive regulation of osteoclast differentiation; regulation of cytosolic calcium ion concentration; positive regulation of bone resorption.